UUGUCUCUCAGUUCAUACACAAAAACAGUCAAAGAGAGAGGUAGCACCUGUUGCUCUUAGCUUUAGUUCUCUUGAUCGCUGGUGUUGUUUGAUUCAAUGGCUGAAUUGAAAAGCUGUAAUGAAUGGAACCCUUUUUUCCUAAUGAUAGCAAUAGAUUUUUCUUUUGCUGUGGUGAAUAUUCUUCUUAAGAAAGUCCUUGAUGAUGGGAUGAACCAUUUGGUUCUCAUAACAUUCCGGUUGUCAAUCUCUACAAUUUUCUUGGCCCCCAUUGGUUACUUUUGGGAAAGGAACACCAGGCCAAAGCUCACACCGCGCAUUUUAUGUUACCUCUUUUGCAGUGCAAUCGUCGGGGCCUCACUAACGCAGUACUUCUUUCUCCUUGGAAUUCAAUACACAUCCGCUACAUUCGCAUGCGCUUUCGUCAACAUGGUACCGGUUGUCACGUUUAUAAUGGCAUUACCAUUCCGGAUCGAAACUGUGAACCUCAAAAGCAACAGUGGGAGAGCCAAAAUACUCGGUUCGGUGAUUUGUGUCGGAGGAGGCUUGCUACUAACACUUUAUAAAGGAAGGCCUUUGUUCAAACACCAACACUCACACGCUGUGGCUCAAACUGUGGCGAAUGUCGUCAAGCUGAGCCCUUCUAGAAGGGCACAGAGGUGGACUAUUGGUUGCUUAGCGCUGGUAGUGGGAACCCUGUUGUGGUCUUCUUGGUUUAUCAUUCAAUCAUUUGUUGGAAGAAGAUACCCUUGCCAAUUCUCCAGCACUGCAAUCAUGUCUUUCUUUGGUGCCAUUCAAUCGGCUGCCUUAAGCUUGUUUACAAGCAGGGACCUUUCCAUGUGGGUACUGAAGGGAAAAGUGGAAAUCAUAACUGUCCUCUAUGCAGGAAUGAUCGGGUCUGGCUUGUCGUACGUCGGAAUGGCAUGGUGUGUCAAGAAGAGGGGUCCGGUCUUCACAGCAGCCUUUAGUCCACUUGUCCAGAUAAUGGCAGCCAUGUUUGACAUCCCCUUACUCCAUGAGCAACUAAAUCUUGGGAGUUUGUUGGGUUCGAUCAUUGUCAUUCUCGGAUUGUAUAUUCUUCUUUGGGGCAAGAACAGAGAGAUGCAGAACUGUGCUUUGAAAAUUGCACAAGAAGCCAAAGAGAUUAGGGAACAAGAGGUUCAACUACCGGUCAUCACAGUUGCUUGCGAUUCAAGUUAUCCCGAGACCAAGUAGCAUUUUGCUGCCUCCUGUUCAAGUUCAUUUCUUUGUGGUAUUCAAAUAACCCUCUUAAUUAAUACCACCAAAUAUGUUUUCAACUUCCCUUGUUCAAUUGUUCCACAACAAGGAAAUCAACAUCAAAAAAAGUUUUACUUUUUUUAACAA
This is a messenger RNA of Gossypium raimondii (Peruvian cotton), 1362 nucleotides long. RefSeq names its product WAT1-related protein At3g30340. The transcript is spliced from 6 exons. The record is from RefSeq and is a predicted model, not a curated record. Gene Ontology annotation, molecular function: transmembrane transporter activity. The coding region runs from base 97 to 1212 and encodes 371 amino acids. Lineage: Eukaryota; Viridiplantae; Streptophyta; Magnoliopsida; Malvales; Malvaceae. Gene Ontology annotation, cellular component: plasma membrane.